Molecule: messenger RNA, 860 nt
Organism: Cimex lectularius (bed bug)
Lineage: Eukaryota; Metazoa; Arthropoda; Insecta; Hemiptera; Cimicidae
Product: spermatogenesis-associated protein 17-like
Exons: 3
Coding region: 92-841 (249 amino acids)
Biological process (GO): establishment of meiotic spindle localization; spindle organization; mitotic cell cycle
Cellular component (GO): spindle pole
Molecular function (GO): protein binding
Source: RefSeq, a predicted model, not a curated record
AUAAUAAUGAAAUGAAUGAAAAUCACAUGAUUUAAACAAAUUGGAAUAAUUACUAGUUCUUUUUUGACCCUUUGUACUUGGAAAGUAAGAUAUGGCAUUGGAGAACAGGACGCACAUACCACUUCUGGUUGAGAGGAUUAUUAAUAAGAUAAGAGAUCUGAAAGCUCAAAAUGAGCUGAAAAAGAGGGAACAAAACAAAGCUGCAAUUAAGAUACAGAAAUAUGUGAGAGGGUUCAUCACAAGACGGCAUCUCCAAUUUUUGCACGAGUGUGCCAUAGUCAUCCAAAAAUAUUUUCGAGGGUACAAAACAAGAAAAGUGGUUGCAGUUGUGGCAAAAUUUAAGUAUGAUCUCAUGGUGGAACAGUACCAUCACAUGUGUGCGACAAAGAUCCAGUCUUUGUGGCGAGGUUACAAUGCAAGGAAGAAUUUCAAUUACUAUAAAUUCAAAAAGUGGUUGGAUGAAAUAAUCAUGAAGAACAAGAGUGUGACAGUCGAUAUGAUAAUGUUCAAAUCAAAUGAGAUGGCAAGAAAAGAAAAAGAAAUGAUUCAAGAUUAUAAUGAUUGGAUAGAGUUCAUGGCGACAAAACUGCACCACCUCUUAAGAACGAAAGUCACUCCCGGCAUAUAUUCAAAGAAGGGAAGCUCAGAACUGUCUGAAAUCGAAAAGUACUUGAAAAAGUUUAAAUAUUCUCAGUUUAUGGAAGAACUCAGAGAUGAAAGAGUGAAAGUAGCCCUAGAAGACAUUUUGAAAACAAACAAAACUUGUGCUAGGACAAAAGUACAUGAAAAGUGCCUUGAAAGUUAUAGGGCUAAAUACACAAUAUCAAAUCCAGCUUUGUAAUAAAAAUCAUGUGGUUAAA